CUUGCCAAUGCCCUGAAGUUGUUCGUGUUUAUGCUAAAAUUGCUGGUCGUUCAGAUACGGCCUUCGUUUCAUGGACGAUUCCCAAACCGAAUUGUCCUGUAUCUUUAAGUUCAGUCUCACCCCCCGAGGCAAGGAAUGGAAAAGGCAGCUACCCAAUUGGAAUAUAUGAUGUUAGCUAUAACUACGAACAUUAUAGCAGCGCCUCUGGCAACUUUUCGCUCAACUGCCUCGUGAAAAUUGCGGUUAAGGGUGAGUUGAUGCUUAUGCUAAAACUGCAAAAGUUAAAACUAACUACAAUCACUUUCAGAAGUUGUUGGGACAUAUGUAGAGGGUCCUGAAGGGAGGGUCCCAAUCCCAUUUCCCACCUGAAAUUUUGGCAAAAUCCCAGUCCCAGUUGGAUUUUUAUUAGAAAUCCCAGUCCGAGUUAUUGUAAUCCCAGUCAAUAAAGAAACCGUUAUUUAUCGGUAGAAUAAAGAGUUUUAAGACCUUUUAAGGUCCCACAUGACGGUAUUUUUUGUUGUGGUUUGCCUUUGAGGUAUAUACUAAGGGUUAAUUAAAUGAAGUAUAUACCAAAAACCAGGCAUAUAUUCCGCUGUGCAUCUGACUCAGGGGACACGCAUAAUCAGAAAACCCAGAAUUCCGGGCGCCAGAGUAUGCCUGUUCGCAGGUAGUGCUGUGAAUAAUUUAGUUAACAACAAAAAUCAUGACCAAAGAUACCAAAAACGGAUCAAAAUUGUAUUUUAAAAUACAUAAAUCGUGGAAAAAUUGGGAAUCGACUCUCAUUACCUCAAUCCCAUUCCCAUUUUUGAGGACUUCAUUUCCCAUUCCCAGUGGCCAAAUCCCAGUCCCAGCAACCCAAAUCCCAUUUUCCCAGUCUAAAAAUAGAUCAAUCCCAGUUCCCAUUUUACCCCUUCAGGACCCUCUAUGUAGUUUUAGCUUGUAAGUGGAUCAUUACAGUUUUUUACACACAAUACCGCUCCCCUCCCCUCCCCUCCCCCCACCCCAAUCAAUCUUGUUUAAACCAAAACACAUCAAACCCAACGAGAAAUGGGACACAGCAUUGAACAGGAGACGGGGGGAUUGUCCAUUGUUGAAAUUUAAAGGUUUUGUGGCAUCUGUGGCCCAAGAUUUUUGAAACUGAUUGUAGUUUAUCUGUACAUUAGCUCUAUCACUUAUCACUUCAGUAAGGGCUACUGACCUCCCUAGAGGUUUCGAUAAGACGCCAGCAGGGGCGUAGGAACGGGGGGGGGGGGCACGUGCCCCCCUCCAAUUUUUUCAAAGGACUAAAAGUGCCCUUUUUUGUGAUGAAAAGUGCCCCGGUUUUUGUGAUGAAAAGUGUCCUUUUUGUUCAAGCUAAUGUCGCUGUAAAUACUAAAUUAGCAUCAAAGGUGCCCUUUUUGUUUGGAAAUUUCUAAGUUUUUAAAAAAAUUUGGUCAAAAACGUGCAAUUUCGGUAUGGUACGACGGGAAAAUGUUUCUUCCCACCCCUCCCCCCCCCCACCCCGUCGCCAACAUUUCCGGGAAACAUUUUUAGGUGCCUUUUCAAUACCCUAAAGUGCCCCUAGCAGCCGGUGCCCCCCAAUCUUUUGAUGCUUCCUACGCCCCUCGACGCGAGAAAUAAAGUCUUAAAACGAUGAAUAGAAAAUAUAGAACUCUUUACGAGUAUCUCUGGGGCAUCGAAAACAAGAUACAUCGAAAACUCCUCAUGAUCACUCUACUGCAUGCAAUUUACAUUUCAUGAAACAAAUUUCAAUCUGUUAUUCAGUUUCACUGACUAUAAACAUCACUAUGAUCAACAUCUCAACAUUGACAAACCGAAUUGUCCUGCAAUUUUAGGUUCAUUCUCACCCCCGAUGCAAGGAAUGGAAAAAGCAGUAAGAGUCAUCUCUUAUUGAUCUAUAAUAUUACUACAGGAGGAAACAUAAUCUAAACUAAUUCAGUUAUAAUACUACAUAUAUUACAUGUAGCUCUAUCAGUUCUAUAAACGGUUCGUCCGCGCGAGAAGUCAAGUUUGGGUCCGUGAUCCUUAUUGGUCAGUGUUAUACAGUUGUUACUACUGAAAGAAACCAAACUAAGGGCCUGUUUACAUUUUGCAGCGAUUUCUAGGUGCGAUUUUCUUCUUCUGACGCAUGUGAACGAGUAGAUGAAUGCUUUGAGUAUAUGUACCCUCCUAUGAAUAUUCAUAACUCACCGCUCAUUCACAUCAUCUUCACAUCCAUCACAAGAAGAAAAUCUGAAAUCAUAGCAAAAGUUGCAAGUGUAAACGGGCCUUAAAGUAGUACUGGAACGUUUUAUCCGAGCAUUCCUAGUCUGUCGGUUCUAAUCUCUCUAUAGAGGUCCAGCAAGGACAAUGUGGUUAUUGUAUUACUAUAGAGGAAACUGAAAUUCUCGAAACUAAAGUGCAUUGUUUGGUUGAACUAUUUCAUUGUGUUGUAUUUUUCGUAGGGCAACCAUGCGGUGGAGUUGACUUUGGAAGCUCACAAAUCUGUUGUUUUGGAACAACUCACGAGUACAGAGCUAAUUUUAAGUGCUGCGGACCCAAGUAUUACGACACUCGACGUCAGAAGUGCGUAG
Messenger RNA from Paramuricea clavata, 2573 nucleotides. The record is from the annotation of a GenBank genome assembly. Lineage: Eukaryota; Metazoa; Cnidaria; Anthozoa; Malacalcyonacea; Plexauridae.